Spirometra erinaceieuropaei is the source of this 647-nucleotide messenger RNA. Lineage: Eukaryota; Metazoa; Platyhelminthes; Cestoda; Diphyllobothriidea; Diphyllobothriidae. The record is from the annotation of a GenBank genome assembly.
AUGCGCUACCGUGUGGCUGUUGGCGGGAUUCGAGAGGGAACCCCAAGACACAACGCGACGAAAGAAUUCUUCAAUGCGAUCGGAGCGCCCCCCUCCACCAUUGCUUCACGUCUAUUCGGUGUCAAAUUUACCACAACUACUGCAGAACAGCGCCUAGUUGAAACCUUUGGUGAUGAGGAUGGCGCCGAUCUCCAAACUCAACAUGUCCGGCCUACUCCCUGGAGCUGUUACCAUCCGGUAUGAUGUUUCUACUCCACUUCAUCGGCCUUCAUGCCUCUAGCACUCCAUCGGUCUGUCUUCAGUUUCCAGCAAAAUUUUCCCCACACCGGAUAGCCAGCAGUGGGCCAGCUGAUGACUGACCAGAUCUUACGACACAGAACAUGUAAAGACCUGAGGCUUCGUGAAGGGAUGGCAUUCUUACAAGGGCCGUUCCUGUCUGCUAACCUGUUCAGUCGAUGGUCGGAAUCCACCCUCGCCUCUGGCCGGAUGUAGGGACGGUAAUUGUUGUCAAGACUCUUCUUGACCAUGGAGCUGCCAUCUUCGACGUUCUUCCUGCCAUUGCAACUGACCGUGGGGCUCAGUUUGGACCCACUUCUUAUGGUCCUUCCUCCUCCUCCUCCUCCUCCUCCUCCUCCACCAUUUUCUAG